Molecule: messenger RNA, 4537 nt
Organism: Didymodactylos carnosus
Lineage: Eukaryota; Metazoa; Rotifera; Eurotatoria; Philodinida; Philodinidae
Source: the annotation of a GenBank genome assembly
AUAGGUACAAGAUUAUCUGAUUGCCUGCUUCGCACCUGAAUAACAGAGCCACACCAUAGAUGGAGAAUAUUCAAGUGUGACUAUGCAAGAUAUAGGAGUAUCUGAUUGUCUACUUCUGUGCUGUAUGCGAACCAUAUGCCGUACAUAGGACAUAUUGAGAUAUUAACCUGAUAAAUAUUUGAAUAGGGGGAAAAUUCUAAUUAUGUAACAUAUUUCGAUUUGACAUCUACUGAUCUUAUUUAGGGUAUGUAGCAUAUGUGUGGUGUCAUAGAAUUCGCUGAAGUUCAGGCUACUGUGCAACUACUUUUCGAACUCACUCUCAACCUCACCUCCCCCUCUCUCCCCCUCUCCCCCUCUCCUCCCACACACGAAUUACCUUGUACAUGUGUCUGGUGCAUCUAUUUAGAAUAUAAUUCACUGCGAACUGAUAACAAGACUACUAUAUUGAGUUCGCAGCGAACUUAUAUACCUAAAUACCUGGAAGAAUAUAUAUACCUUAUACGUAAUUCACAUACAUAUAUGUUUGAUUAUACAUAAAUACAGAAAGUAUUUCGCUGCGAACUGAUAAUAAGACUACUAUAUUCUAAAUUCUAAUUAUGUAACAUAUUUCGAUUUGACAUCUACUGAUCUUAUUUAGGGUACGUAGGAUAUGUGUGGUGUCAUAGAAUUCGCUGAAGUUCAGGCUACUGUGCAACUACUUUUCGAACUCACUCUCAACCUCACCUUCCCCCUCUCCCCCUCUCCUCCCACACACGAAUUACCUUGUACAUGUGUCUGGUGCAUCUAUUUAGAAUAUAAUUCUCUGCGAACUGAUUACAAGACUACUAUAUUGAGUUCGCAGCGAACUUAUAUACCUAAAUACCUAAAUACCUAAAAACCUGGAAGAAUAUAUAUACCUUAUACAUAAUUCACAUACAUAUAUGUUUGAUUAUACAUACAUACAUACAGAAAGUAAUUCGCUGCGAACUGAUAACAAGACUACUAUAUUUGAGUUCGCAGCGAACUGAUAUUGUGCAUAGUAUGAUGUAAUCGAUGGUGCUGAUUCUGAAUGUGAGAGUCCAGAUGGCAACUAGUAUUUGGAGAUCCGUUUCUGUAAUUGCAGGUCUCCGAAAACAGUAAAGUAAUACGUCAUUCGAGAGAGAUUUCCAAGCGCUACAAAUCGCUGUAUUUGUCUUCUCAAAAUGUUACCGAUAAAUACUUAUUUGUACUCGGUUUUAGGUAAACGGGUUCCUACUACGGAUUUCUGUACGGAGCUGACAUAGAUGUCUUUUGAAUAACUUGAGAACCAAAAGAGACAGAGCGGUCGGGUUUUCAGCAUUUUGUAGGGAAGGCUUUACUCUAUCUUUGCAUAUGUUGUGUACGAAAAAUCUCGGUUUUCCCGGUGGUGUACCUGACUGAUGAAAAGCGAUGGGUUUACCAGAUUCUGAACCUGUGGUGGAUUUUUAGUUGUAACAUAGAGGCUAGAUAGCCCGAAGUGGCCUCUACAAUUUUGCAUAAGGUCGACCUCUCUAUCUGCUGUGGUCCUCGAACGGCAGUCAUUUUUGUGCGCCAAUCGUAAUUCGUUAUCAUUUCAUCGGGUAAAUGCCUGUCAUUCGAGAACCACAAGAGAUGGAGAGGUCGGCCAGAAUUGCAGAGACCACUUUGGACUAUCUAGCCACUACGUUACAAUUAAAACUUGUUGAUUAUGACAAUAAUUGCGCGGGGUUUCGGAAGCCCUUGUUGCAGGGAUACGUGCCCCAAAACCUUGCCACGGAUUCGGACUACGCAAAGCAUAGCUCAUAAAAACUUUUGGAAGUUCAGUUCAUCGAAAAAACUGAAGGAUAUAUGUAUUCAGGAGUCCUCCUAAAACUUAGUUUGAGGGCACAUAUAGGGGGAUGGAUCCCUCCCUUAACAGAAACUUUUGACAAUUAUGUACCUCAUCGUUUUCUUCAUCGUCAUCAAAAUCGGGUGUAUUAUCAAGAGAUAUCUUUACUAAUGUUUGACUUAAUCGCUCAUCAUCAUCUUCAUCGGUAUCCUCUGGUGAACUGUUAGCAUCGGACGUUGUUUUUAAUUAUUUUUUUCCUGUACCCUAAACUUAAACCGUUACAUACUAUUAGAUGUAGUUUAUGAGCAAACCAUAUUCGUUGAAUAUUUUGUCGAUUAUAGUUAUUAAACGAUGCGAUCAUAUUUGUGAAUCCUUCACAUGUGACAGAUGUAAUUUUAUCAAAUAUUUUCCAUUUCUUCAGCUAUGUUCGGUCCAAAGAGUCGCUUAUCAAAUUUUGAAAAGUAUAAGAUAACUUAUGUCAUCCCGAAUGUUGUAUCGAUGUAACGGCCUGUUAAAACACAAUGCGCAUUCAUUUUCUUAAAACCGGACGAAAAUUACGAUUUUACACAAAAAUAAAGACGCGCGGAUUUGUGAAACUUGAAUGUGACAUAAGUACGUCAGAAACCUGUCACUGAAAGUAUAAGUCCGAUCAUUACCAAACUUUUAGGAGAUGCUGAUUUUGUUAAAGUAUGAUAACGAAAUGUUUUGUUUGGGCUCUAUCCCGCAUAGUUUGUGAGAUGUCACCACAACUAUGACCAAAACGGAGCUAUUCGUAACUGCAAGGUUUCUCAGUAGUGAAACGUUGUGGAUGGCUCGGACUGGUCUUAAGCCGACGAAACACAUGUGACUAAAGGCUAAUAGAGCUAGAAGCUACAUUGAAUUUUUGAUAUUUUACUUUUCAAAUUAAUGGUCAGUGUCAAAAGUCCCAAAUUCGAAAAAGUCUCAUUAAUUUGCAUAAAGAUAUUUUUCUAACUGCAAAUCUAGGUCGAAUAUCAAAAUCGGACUCUAUUACACUCUGGCCACAUGUGUCUUGCAGCAAAUCUUGCAGCUACGGAACGGUGUUACGGUAAAAGUCCCUUUCGAGAUAUGAUGGACAGCAAAUCCAUUAACUUUUUCCAUGGACAGCAGAGUGUUUCCUUCAAAAUGGAAAUCCUCCAAUCUUUUCAUUUUUAGGCGUGCUAUAGGAUUUCCUAGCAGCUUUAGAAUUGGUUUCCGACGACUUUUUGUGACCUCAGAAAUGGGUGAAGAUUUACAUUGUCGACCACGAUUAAGCCGGUGAUGAUCUUUGUUUUUUAAAAAGGUUUCAAAAAUCUACUGAAAACCUAUACUACGUGAAAAAAGAUGCGGAAGAUAUCUGCUACGCAUAUUUCCAUCAUAAUCUACAGGAAGCAAAGUACAUUGGUGAUUGAAGUUAGGGUUAUUAGUUGUGUACUUGUGUUUUAUGUUAACCGGUUGCUCUUUAGUUCAAGUCGAAGAACCUUCUGGAUUCACCCUACAAAUCGCUUGGUGAUCCUUGAUCCCUGUUUUUGAAGAAUUAAUAGGACCGCUUAAUUAACGCAUAACUUCAUCAAAAAAAGCUUCAGAAAAUUUGAAUAGAAUAUGGUUUCUUAAUUCUGUAACCUUUUUCCGGGCAUACCGCUAAACAUUCUUUAUUUCAUGAAAAUCUUAAAAAGUUGACCUGUCGAAAACAUUUUACGUUCCAAUAAGAAAACAAAUCCAAAAAUUCUUUCAAUAACACCAGCAAAUAUAGGUCAGAAAAACGUUUAAGUGUCAACUUCAAGUACUUUUUUGUUUGCGCUAUAAUAAGUUAUAAUUAUGACCUUUGGAAUGAAAAACAAGUAAAUAAACACACAAACAUUUCAAAGGAAUCCAUAAUUUGAUUGAAAAAAUGAUGUUGUAUGAUUAUAAGCAAUUAUUGACAAUAGAAAUGGUAGGCAUAAACAAAACUCUGAAUACAUCACCCCAUAACAUAGAAAUAAAACACUAAAAAGAAAAAAAUUAAUCAUUAUUCUCACAUAAUAAACAGCAUUUUGUAUAUAAAGCUGACGAAACAGUCGUAGUUACUGCCACAUACAAAAACAUAGUUUAUUUGGUAGCACAAGCCGUUUAUCAAAAUGAAAAGUAUCAUGUCCGUUCUACUAGUAAGUGCAAUUCAUUAUCGUGGUUAAACCUUUGACACAUACAUGCUUUCUCAUAGCUGUAAACGAAAUCAUAGUCCAAUCUUCGAACUUCAUCCUACACUUGAUGUUUUCCUUUUAGCUUUUGAUUGCACUAUUUCAUUUCGGCUGUAAUACACCAAUCGGUCAACCACCAGGGCCACCCGGUUUACCUCCACCAACCGGACAACCACCGAGCGGCAAUAACGGUGGCGGUCAGAGUCCAACGCCUCCUCCAGGUUCAAACAGUGGAGGAAAUAACGGACAGAACGGAAAUGGUCAAAGCCCUUCACCUCCACCUCCACAAAUCGGUGGUAGUUUGCCUCCACCAACCGGACAACCACCCAGUGGCAAUAACAACAACAAUAAUGGUGAUGGUCAGAGUCCACCAACUCCUCCUCAAGGAAAUAAUGGACAGAACGGAAAUGCUCAAAGCCCUUCACCUCCACCUCCACAAAUCGGUGGUAGUUUGCCUCCACCAACCGGACAACCACCCAGUGGCAAUAACAACAACAAUAAUGGUGGUGGUAAGAGUCCACUACCACCUCCUCCUCAAGGUCCAAACAGGACAGGUUAG